UUCUUUCCUUUCCCAGUGUUGUUAAAUCUGAACAAAACCUUAUCGGAACUUCUUAAUUUAGCCAAGUUUAGCAUUACCUUAUAAAAAAUUGUAAAACGCAAUUGAUGUAUGCGUAAUGCGUAUAAUAAAGAUUAAUACAUUAGCCCAAGUACUCUGUUCUCUCUGUUAGCCGCUAACAAAAAAAUUUGUUCCCUGUUAAACUUCAAGCUUUCAAAAAACAAAAUGAAAUUCUCGAAAUCUUAUUUUCUUCUAACUAAAUCAUGUUACUCUUCUCAAUGCCUUAUUCCUCAAAAACCCAUCUUCAAAAACGCUCUUGUUCAUAACUUAUGUAAAGAUGGUAGAUUUAAAGAAGCAAUUGAUGUUUUGUGUGAACAAAAACACUUAAAAGAAGCAAUUCAACUGCUCAAUCUAAUACAUAAACCUUCUCCUUCUAUUUACUCCACUCUUAUACAAUGUUGCCUCAAAAAACGUGCUCUUGAAGAGGGUAUAAAGGUUCACCAACACAUCAAACUAUCUGGGUUUCUACCCGGUUUAUUUAUAUCGAAUCGGCUUCUUGAUAUGUAUGCGAAAUGUGACGGUUUAGUUCAUGCCCAGAAGUUGUUUGAUGAAAUGGGCGAACGAGAUUUGUGUUCUUGGAAUGUUUUGAUUUCUGGGUAUUGUAAAGUUGGGUUACUUAAGGAAGCAAGGGAAGUAUUCGAUAAAAUGCCUGAAAGAGAUAAUUUUUCGUGGACUGCUAUGAUUUCCGGCUAUGUGCAGCAUGACAGGCCUCGUGAAGCCUUAGAGUUGUAUAGAAUGAUGAUGAAGAGAUACGAGUGUUUGAAAUCGAAUAAAUUUACAGUGUCUAGUGUUCUUGCUGCUGCGGCAGCUUUUCCUUGUUUGCGAAUAGGGAAAGAGAUACAUGGUUAUUUAAUGAGGACUGGGUUGGAUUCUGAUGAGGUGGUUUGGAGUGCAUUAUCUGAUAUGUAUGGCAAAUGUGGGAGCAUAGAGGAAGCGAGGUGCAUUUUCGACAAGAUGGUUCAUAGAGAUGUUGUUACUUGGACAGCUAUGAUUGGUAGGUAUUUUGAGGAUGGGAGGAGAAAAGAGGGGUUUGAUUUGUUUGCGGAGUUAUUGAGGUCGGGGAUUAGGUCUAAUGAUUUUACGUUUGCUGGGGUUUUAAAUGCUUGUGCCGAUAUUAGCGCAGAAGGGGUUGGUAAGCAGGUGCAUGGGCACAUGAUUAGAAUUGGUUUUGGUGCAUUGUCUUUUGCAGCAAGUGCUCUUGUGCAUAUGUAUUCUAAGUGUGGCAAUAUGAUAAAUGCAGAAAGGGUGUUUAGAGGGACGCCUCGGCCAGAUUUGGUUUCCUGGACUUCCCUCAUUUCUGGGUAUGCACAAAAUGGACAUCCUGCUGAGGCUCUUCAGUACUUUGAGUUGCUACUAAAGUCAGGGACACAGCCUGACCACAUAACUUUUGUUGGCGUUCUUUCUGCAUGUGCUCAUGCCGGACUAGUUGACAAGGGGCUGCAAUAUUUUCACUCUUUAACUGAGGAAUAUGGGCUAACUCAUACUGCGGAUCAUUAUGCUUGUAUAAUUGAUUUAUUGGCCCGAACUGGACAAUUUGAAGAAGCUGAAAAAAUUAUAAAUAAAAUGCCUAUGCAACCUGAUAAGUUUCUGUGGGCUUCCUUGCUAGGUGGUUGUAGAAUUCAUGGAAAUCUGAAACUGGCAGAAAGGGCAGCUGAAGCAUUAUUUAAGAUAGAACCUGAGAAUCCUGCUACUUAUGUUACCAUGGCUAAUAUCUAUGCUACUGCCGGUAUGUGGAGCGAUGUAGAGAGGAUGAGAAAAUUUAUGGAUAAUCGAGGAGUAGUGAAGAAACCGGGUUUGAGUUGGGUUGAGAUUAAGAGAAAGGUACAUGUGUUCUUAGUGGGGGAUGGUUCCCACCCAAGAUCCAAGGAAAUACACGAGUUUUUGGGGAAGAUUUCAAAGAGGAUGAAGGAAGAAGGGUUUGUUCCUGACACAAAUUUUGUACUGCAUGAUGUGGAGGAGGAACAGAAGGAGCAAAAUCUGUCUUACCAUAGUGAGAAACUUGCAGUUGCUUUUGGAAUUAUUUCUACUCCAGAAGGCACACCAAUUAAAGUUUUUAAGAAUUUAAGAACUUGUGUAGACUGCCACACUGCCAUCAAGUUUAUAUCAAAGAUUGCUAAUAGAAAAAUUGUAGUCAGAGAUUCAAAUCGGUUCCAUUGUUUUGAGGAUGGAACAUGUUCUUGUGGGGAGUUUUGGUGACUCAUAACUAAGAAAGCUUGUCUGCAAUUGCUAGUCAGAAUCAAACGGUUUAGUGUUGAGUAAUUGUAGAUGUUCAGGUCCAGCUCAGCCUCCUAAACCACGAGAGGUGUUCGUUGGAAACUUGAUAUCACAGCUCCAGAGAGAAGAAGUAGUCGGGUGUUGGUUGAUGCUGCAUCUGAAGGUGAAAGAUCAUCGUAAGGCAUAACUAGGAAGCUCGACACAUAUAUCCUCCAACUCAGAAAAAUGGUGUACAAGGCCGCAAAACCAAUUGGGCAAAUUGAUUACAGUAUUUGACAUGGUGUAUUAUCUGCAUUUAUUGUUGUAGCUUAAAGUACAGAUUAUUUAACAGUACAGAAGUCGGCUAAUGGAUGAUUAGCAAUGCCAAAUAGCUAUCUGGUUGUGACGGGUAAGUUCUCUGCGCGCUCAAGUAAAUAUGACAUAGCCAAAUUAUUUUUAACUUAUGCAACCCAUGCAUCCUUGUCGAAUAAUCUACAGAAAAACUUUAUUCAAAACUGGCUUGCAUAAAUAGUUUAAUGGCUGUAAAUAAUAAUCUCGCUCCAGCAUAUUUUGAACAUAC
Messenger RNA from Mercurialis annua (annual mercury), 2830 nucleotides. RefSeq names its product pentatricopeptide repeat-containing protein At4g37170. Bases 223 to 2253 code for a protein of 676 amino acids. Lineage: Eukaryota; Viridiplantae; Streptophyta; Magnoliopsida; Malpighiales; Euphorbiaceae. The transcript has 2 exons. The record is from RefSeq and is a predicted model, not a curated record. Gene Ontology annotation, molecular function: RNA binding; protein binding; zinc ion binding. Gene Ontology annotation, biological process: RNA modification.